Molecule: messenger RNA, 1652 nt
Organism: Rhagoletis pomonella (apple maggot)
Lineage: Eukaryota; Metazoa; Arthropoda; Insecta; Diptera; Tephritidae
Product: bifunctional arginine demethylase and lysyl-hydroxylase PSR-like
Exons: 1
Coding region: 133-1338 (401 amino acids)
Biological process (GO): phagocytosis
Cellular component (GO): nucleus; cytoplasm
Molecular function (GO): histone H4R3 demethylase activity; P-TEFb complex binding
Source: RefSeq, a predicted model, not a curated record
GCCACCACUAUAUUAGCCAACAGAUGUCAUUUUUUUCUCAUCAUACCAACAAAUAGCGGCAAGAAAUAGUAAAUUUGCUAAUAUUAGAAAAGAAUUGGGCCAAUUUCAACCACGAACUCAGACGUCUACAUAAUGAAUGAGGAAUUCAAGUUACCGAAACGUUCCCGCAAGCGUCUACGUGAAGUCAAGCGCCGGGCCCGUCCAGAAUUGGGUGAUAAAGAGGCAUGGUCAGCAUUACGCUACUGCGAGCGUUUUGAUGACUUCAAAAAAUUUGAAGAUAAUGUUGAACGCAUUAAAGAAUCUGAUUUCAGUUGUGACGAGUUUGUAGAGCGCUACGAGAAGCCAUAUCUUCCAGUGGUUAUAGAAGGCUGCCAGGAAGGGUGGCAAGCAGAAGAAAAGUGGACCCUGCCACGCCUCUCCAAAAAGUACAGGAAUCAAAAAUUUAAAUGCGGCGAAGAUAAUGAGGGAUACAGCGUGAAAAUGAAAAUGAAGUACUAUGUGGAGUAUAUGCGAUCUACACUAGAUGACAGUCCUCUAUACAUAUUUGAUAGUAGCUUCGGGGAGCACCAUCGUCGUCGGAAGCUGCUCGAGGAUUAUACAGUGCCCAAAUAUUUUCGCGAUGAUCUUUUUAAACAUUGUGGAGAAGAUCGCCGACCACCGUAUCGUUGGUUCGUUAUGGGACCUGCUCGCUCUGGAACGGGUAUACACAUAGACCCGUUAGGUACAAGCGCAUGGAAUGCUCUUCUUUGUGGACAUAAACGCUGGUGCUUAUUUCCAACACAAACUCCUAAAGAAUUGCUAAAAGUACCCAGUGUCAUGGGAGGUAAGCAACGAGAUGAAGCAAUCACUUGGUUUAGUACCAUUUAUCCUCGCACUAAGCAACUAGACUGGCCAGCCGAUCUUCGACCAAUUGAAAUCCUACAAAAUCCGGGAGAAACAGUAUUUGUGCCAGGAGGCUGGUGGCAUGUAGUUUUAAACUUGGACGAUACAAUAGCCAUCACACAAAACUUUUGUAGUCGCACAAACUUUCCAAUUGUGUGGCACAAAACUUUACGCGGUAGACCUAAAUUGUCCCGAAAAUGGUUCCGUGUACUUCGCGUAAAAGAACCUGAGUUGGCUAAAUUAGCUGAGAGCAUUAAAGUGGAUCAAAGUACGGGUUUCGCUUCAGAUAGCUCCAGUAAUUCGAGUUCAUCAUCCAGUUCCUCAUCAUCUUCGACAGAAAACGAAGGUAAUGGCAUCGAUAGUUGCUCUUCUAAUACAGACAGUGGACAAGAGAGCUUAACGGCGAAGAAAAAGAAAAAGCGGCGCUUAGGAGGCGCGACGGCGUCCAAUUCUUGAUGUCAGUUGUGCGACAAUGACGAAAUUACUAUCAUGGACGAUGGCGUGCAGUGCGCUGUAUAUACAAAUAAUAUCGGAGCUAAACGUACCGACGCUGAAUCAUCCGAUAAUAAGAACUUAAAAAAAAUUCUGCAGAUGCGUUUGCGAUUAUUCCUUCAUUGCAAAAGUUAACAUUUGUAUUACAAGUCAAGAUAAGAAUAAUAAAUUCAUUAUCAAUCAAAAUAACUGUUUAGCUAAAUAAGUAGCAUUUUAUUUGAAAAAUAAUUCUAUAAAAAUGUAAUUCAAUGUGGGUUGGACAUCAGAUAAGCAAAGAU